Molecule: messenger RNA, 4998 nt
Organism: Rhinichthys klamathensis goyatoka
Lineage: Eukaryota; Metazoa; Chordata; Actinopteri; Cypriniformes; Leuciscidae
Gene: gvin1l2
Product: interferon-induced very large GTPase 1
Exons: 3
Coding region: 305-4909 (1534 amino acids)
Molecular function (GO): GTP binding
Source: RefSeq, a predicted model, not a curated record
UUUCUAAUACAUGGGAGUUGUUUUGAUAAGGGAGUGUGAAUGUGAGCAAGAGCUGUAGCCUUUGUGCGUAAUGAACGAGGUGGGGGAAAUUCCACAAAAGCAGACCAUAUCGCUCUCAGGUCUCAUAUAAGAGCUCAAUGUUAUGUUCAUGGUGAAGACAGUUUCAUCUAAUGCCAGCACAGCACGCAUUAAUGGAAGUAUCAGUUUCGUAAGCGAAAACGACACUCUUCAAUGUCGGUUUUGGCUGGCUGGUCAAUGUGAUCCUACAAAUUAUAACUGACAACCAAAUAAACACUCUAAAACAAUGUCUCUACAUCGGAGGAUUGUCCCCGAUCUGGGGCCUCUUACUACUGAGAUAGUGUCUGAAAUUGACAGGGACAAACAUAUUUUACUGCAUAUGCUGGACCUGCACAGGGAAAAGGUGUCGCCUAUGGAUCUUACAACAAUGCUAUAUGUAAACACUCCAAGCACUGAAGACGACUUUCCACGGGACCCAACAGAGCUCUCAAAUGCAUUCCUCCGGCGGCUCUGGCUGUAUAAUCCCCAAGCCCGUAGCACUUGCUGCAAGGUAGCAGUAGGAGACUACGGUUUGGACAUGGAUGAGAAUUCACAAUGUGCCAUCAAUCCUUUAGACUUGGUUGCUGUCAUCUACAUGACAACAAAUAGUUUCCUACAGCAAGAGAUCACCCACCGAAUGUUGCAAUGCAACUUUGCAGUGCCUCUGUAUCUUCCACCGGUUUACCCAGAAAAGAAGGGGACCAUGCUCCUGUAUCCAUUUAGAGGUGUUCUAGGUCAGUGGAAUUCACCUUCUGAGGGAACUAUCAUGAAGAACAUGGCCAAUUCCAGGAUGCCAUUUCUCUCCGCAGUGAGGCUAGGUCGCUGCAGUGUCUCAAAAUCUCGAGUACUCAACUGUGUUCUUGGGGGUCCACACAAGCUGAAUGAGUGCUUCAUAAACUGUGGUAUGGAUGGAGGGCAGCUGCCUCGUGUUCUCUCAGAUGGUCUGGUGGAGAUGUGUUGGAACCUGCCUUCAGGAGAUCAUCAUGACAACGUCUUCCCUUGUCCUGUGCUAGUAGCUAAUCUCCGUGGAGAUGCAGCCAACUGCAAAAAACAGAUGAGUCUGCUAUGUUACACAUCUGCAGUCCUCAUCGUGUUUUGCGGAAGUUUUGGUGCCAAGGAACGAGAACUGCUUGCCUCAUGGAGGGAGAAUACAAGCCACAUGAUUAUAAUCGACUGCUCAAUGUCAGUAGAGGAUGACCAAGAGAAUCACAAUGAGAAAAUUAAACAACGGCUGUUGAAGGAUUUAGAAAUGCCUGAUGGAACAAUGCUUAAUGGCUGUGAAGGUAAUGAGGAAGAAAUUGCUGAAAGCUUAAAAGAUGUUCUUGAUCGCUUUAUUCCAUACCUGCACACCACAAACCUUGUAGGUACAGCUGGUAUGGCCAGUGACCUCGACAUUAAUGUUGAUGAAGAUGAGAUCUGUCGAAUGGCAUUCAGGGAAGUUGAAGAAGUCCUCAGUGGAAUCGAAGACGGAGUGUCCAGCUAUUUGGAGAACCAGCUGCCCCUGCAGGGUAUGGUAUGGAAACAGUUGUGUCAGCUGGAGAAGGAGGAAGGACGUCACCAACAACAUACAACACAGAGCUUAAUGGGGGAGAAGGAAAAUCUUAUAAAACAACUGCUUGAUUAUAAAUUAACAACAGCCAUGAGAGCUUUUAUUGCAGCUCUCUGUUCAUUUGACACAACCAAGCGAGCAUUUUUCCUCUCUUGGGUGAGGGUGAAACUUGAAGUUAUGCAGUUGGAUAAACUGUCCCAUCUUAGGGGAACAAAUGAGGAACAGAUUCAAGAACCUUGCAUUGGACUUGAACAUUUCCUUCGAGAACUGGGAUUGGUCUACGAACGAUACUUCCGCGGUCCAAACAGUGACUUGUAUGACAUGUUCCGCUUACCAUAUGUAGGUGCUGAACUACUCUUGUAUGGAGUUCCACUUGAGCUCUAUGAUGGGGAUGCCUCAGUAUUUCCCAUGAACUGGGUAUACAGCGUUCUUUAUGAGGUACACAAGCAGCUGCCAAAGUUCAGUCGCAUGAGAGUUUUGACAAUCUUAGGUUUCCACAACUCCAAAAAUGCGGAGAUCCUAUCUGCAUUGUUUGGCACCAACUUCCCAAAGUGGGGUAGAAGGCAUAUCAAAGGGGCAUCCAUGCUUCUCCUCAGCCUGCCUGACAACUUAAGAAUGGAGAUGGACUGUGAAUUUCUGAUGUUGAUUGGCACAGAAGGUUUGAACCGCAAUGCAGGAGGAAGUCUUGUGCAUGACAUUGAACUGGCUACCUUUGUCAGUGGACUGAGUGACAUAACUCUGGUAAAUUUACCAGGUGAGGGUCAGGACGAAACAAGAAGCAACCUUCAUAUUGCUGUCAAUGUUCUUCUCUGCACACGAAACUUGGAGAGGAAGACUACCUUUCAGGUCUCUUCAGAGGGAGCAGGAAUGGAUGGAAAAAUCAUGAGUUGUGUAAUUGAUGUACUUACCACAGGACAGCUCCCAAAUGAAUCCCAAAGAGAAAGAGAAGGUGUAAGCCAUAACCUGUCCAGCUCAUGGAACAGCAACUCUUUGACUUCACAAAAUGAUCAAAUCUACAGUGAUGCAGUUCUCAGCCUAAAGAAAAGACUGUUGACGAUGUUCCAUGAAAAGGCAACAAAUGAUCAGCCAACCUGCUUAGGUACAUUAAUGGAGUAUAUGUGCAAUCUAUGGGAGAAAGUGAAAAAUGGAGUUUUUGCCAUAAAGUUUGGAGACACAGAUACAGCUGAUGCCAUCAUUGGCCUCUGCACAAAACUUGUACAGGGAGAGAAGCAGCUCAAUGAUCAACUCGAUCUUUGGGUUCAAGGGUUGGACAAUCACAUAACAGAGUUAAAAGAAUCUGCAUCACAAAAUGGACAGGGUAUGGAUUCAGAUGGCAUACUCACAAUUUUGAGGAGUGAAGCAAAUACACAAAUCAGUGCAGAGAGAGACCAAAUUAAGGCAAGUCUCUGGGACUACCUUAGGCAGGAGGAUAUUGAUAUUACCCUUGUGGAAAAUUACAAAGUAAGUCUUCUCAAAAGAGUAGACCUCAUUCAAGAGCAAAUGACAUCUGAUGUUGCCCAGAAACUUGAGUCUGCUACCAUUCGCCAUGAAAUGACAAUAAAGAUGCACGCCUUAUUGACAUCACUUGAAGCAGCCCUGGAGGUAAAGUUACGUUCACUCUUGAAGACCUGCAAGAACAAUGGCAGUGUGAUUGAUGACAAGGAGCUUGAAAGUGAAUUUGUUAGUGUUUGGGAAAAUAUCCCAUCCAACUUGAAGGAUCCCCCCCUAGAGACACAGAAGAUCUUUGAAAGGAUGGUGGACCAGCUAAAGAAAAACCUAAGCAAUCGUGGUCUAAAAAAGAAAAACGUUAGACUCCGAAAUGCAAACCAACUCAAUGGCUUUAAAGUGAAGACUAGCCAUUUUGCUCUGAGUAGUAAGAUGAAGAAAACACUGAAGUACAAUAAGAAAGUUGCACAAAAAUUCACCAAUAAUUUGAUAGAAGACUGUGACAAGAGAGUCUCAGAAAAACUGAGGCACAAAGAGUGCUAUUCAGACAGCUACAUGAGAGAGUUGCUUGCAAUUGUGGAUAAGGGUCUAGAAGUUUUAAAAAGUGAGUCAUUCAUGAUGAAUCCCAAGUUUGAAGCGGAUAUCAAAGGAUACAUCUGUAGCAAAGCAGUGGAGUCUUUUCAAGAGGUGCAGGCAUUGCUCAUAAGGGAAAGAGAAACUAAAGAGACAUUUCUAAAUGAGACCAAGGACAGACACAUGCUGAAUUUCAUAUAUCAGUUCCGAAAAAGAGACCAGUGUCAAAAAGCUGCUCAGUCUUUCACCAACCUGUGCCUCAAGCCAACAGCUGAAGACUUCAUUUACAGCAGUUUGGAGAGACAAAUAUUUAAUGAUAUGCUCCAGAACAAAAAUCCAUGGCUUUAUAGCUCACCAAAAAAAUUCCACUACGGUCUACUUAAAGAAAUGCUGCUAAAGGACAGCUUUGAGAAUUUCCAUGAGUAUCUUCAGUCCCAUGAGAGCUUCAGCCAGAAGAGUAUUGAGAACUUUAUCAAAGCUCACCUGUCAGGUUCUGUAAUGAUCGAAGACCGCAGGGAACAGAGAAUGCACCAAAUCUUUAAUUGGGUGAAAAGUUGUAUUAAUCAGGCAUCAGAAUCUAGUAGUGGCGCACAGAUCAGUGUUAGGCUACUACUGGAGAAAGUUUGCAUCAGCCUGGGGAGUCUGGGAAAAAUCACUAUGCCAACUCAAAUCUUGGAAAAACCUUUGUUUGACAUAAGUACACAUCGUGAGAACUUCCUUAAAGACUUACAGGAUUCAGUCUCUGAGUUGUCCUCAUUAAUUGCUCAGGAAUUUUUGGAGAAUGAAGACGUCAUUGAAGUCCCUGAUGACCUCCCUAAUAAACUUCAGGGCAUGCUAUAUGACAGAGUGAAGGGGUGUGAUGAGCGCUGUCCUUUCUGUAAAGCUCCGUGUGACCUGGAAGAAAAAGAUCAUCAAGUGCAUGAAGCUGUUGUGCAUCGGCCUAAAGGUCUAGUGUGUUAUACCAAUGCCAACUCUACCACUCUGUCCCACAACACCUGCUCUGCAGAUAUUGCAGGUGAAACACAGUUUCAAAACAGACAUACUGGGGGCCAGUCUCUGCCCUUUAAGGAAUAUCAGUCCAUCUACCCAGACUGGAACAUUUACCCAGAGGACCCUAGGAAUUAUGGGGCUGCAGUCUACUGGAGGUAUGUGUUCAUGAGGUACAACAGAAGGUUUGCUCAAGAAUAUUCGUGUGCACCUGCUGUAUUGCCUCAAACAUGGGGGAAAAUUACUCAGGAGGAGGCACUACAGAGCCUGAGAGAGGCCUUUCACAUUACAGACUGAUAAUGUCUUUCACCAGCAUUAUUAUAUCAAUACCUGUUUUUAUGAUUAUUUUACUUCAGCUCAACCGUGGCUCGUCUGUAUGGCCAGGU